Molecule: messenger RNA, 386 nt
Organism: Caenorhabditis auriculariae
Lineage: Eukaryota; Metazoa; Nematoda; Chromadorea; Rhabditida; Rhabditidae
Source: the annotation of a GenBank genome assembly
AUGGGAAGAACCUCUGAAAAAAAGGAUUUGACUGAUAACGACAAAAGAACCAUCGUUGUGGGUCGUCAAAAUGGACUGACCAUGAUGACGUUGGCAGGAAUGUUCGGCGUGACAGAGGCGUGCAUUUCUCAGUUCCUAAAGCGUCGGAAAGCUCAAGAUGGCUCUACUAAGAACCAAAGCACUGGAAGACCACGUGUCACUGGUCGUAAUGACGAUAGAAACAUUUUGAAGACGUCUAGAACCAAUCCAAGACUCACCGCCCCUGCGAUCAGAAGGGAAUUUUUCUUGAAUUCGCCAUCUCCGCCAUCCGUCUCGACCGUGCAACGACGUCUGAAUGCUGCUGGAAUCAUGGGAAGACGUCCAGUGAAAAAACCGCUGAUUUCUGA